Oldenlandia corymbosa var. corymbosa is the source of this 1443-nucleotide messenger RNA. NCBI's taxonomy places the organism in Eukaryota, Viridiplantae, Streptophyta, Magnoliopsida, Gentianales, Rubiaceae. The record is from the annotation of a GenBank genome assembly.
AUGGCUGGAACAAAUCACUGUGGAAAAGUGAUCAUCUUUCUUCUUGGACUCAGUUUUUGGUUGCUGAUUCUCGGUGCUGUUUUAGUCCAUGGAUGCGCUGAAGACCUGGUCGAAAAGUUGCCGGGUCAACCUUUUGUUCCUUUCAAGCAAUAUGCUGGUUACGUUGAUGUAGACAAGCAGGCUGGCAGGAGUUUGUUCUACUAUUUUGCUGAAGCAGAGAAGCAUGCUAAUCAUAAGCCCCUUACUCUCUGGUUAAAUGGAGGUCCGGGAUGUUCUUCUGUUGGUGGAGGAGCUUUUACGGAGUUAGGCCCCUUCUUUCCCACGGGCGAUGGUCGAGGUCUUCGCAGGAACAAGAAGUCCUGGAACAGAGUUUCGAAUCUCCUGUUUGUGGAAUCUCCGGUCGGAGUUGGGUGGUCAUACUCAAAUACAUCAUCUGAUUACCAACGUGGAGAUGAUGAUACUGCUGAAGAUACUGUUAAAUUUUUGCUGGGAUGGUUUGAAAAGUUCCCUCUUUACAAAUCUCGCCCCUUGUUUCUCACUGGUGAAAGCUACGCAGGACAUUAUAUUCCACAGUUAACAAAUCAUCUGCUGGAGUAUAAUGAGAAAUCUAACGGGUUUAAGUUCAACAUCAAAGGAGUGGCGAUUGGGAACCCACUGCUGAGGCUUGAUAAGGAUUCGCUUUCAGUUUUUGAAUAUUACUGGUCACACGGGAUGAUGUCCGAUGAACUUUGGGAUCAAGUGAGCCGGGAUUGCGACUUUAACGAUUAUACCUUCACAGGUGAUCAUAAUCAAACUAGCCAAUGUAACGAGGUUAUGAACAAAGCCUACCAAGUGAUCAGCGACUAUGUUGAUCCUUACGACGUGUUCAUUGAUGUUUGCUACGACAAUAUUGCCGCGCAAGAACUUAGAUUGCGAAAACUCGUGACUAAGAAAAGUGUGGGAGUGGAUGUAUGCAUGACUAUAGAAAGGAAAUUCUAUUUCCAGCUUCCCGAAGUUCAGAAGGCUCUUCAUGCUAACAGGACUAACAUCCCUUACCCUUGGUCCAUGUGCAGCUCUAAUGGGGUAUUGGACUACAAUUCCACUGAUGCUAACAGAGAUAUGAUUCCAUUACUCAAGAGUAUAAUUGAACACAAGAUACCCCUCUUGGUUUACAGUGGAGAUCAAGAUUCAGUGGUGCCAUUGAUUGGAACAAGGACACUGAUGCGGGAAUUAGCUAAAGAUCUCAAUCUGAAAAUCGCAGUUGAUUAUCGAACCUGGUUUCACAAAGAUCAAGUUGGAGGAUGGCAAAUAAAAUAUGGAGAUUAUUUGACAUUUGCGACAGUAAGAGGAGCUGGACAUAUGGUACCAUAUUCACAGCCAGCUAGGGCCUUGGAGCUUUUCGGUUCCUUUGUCCGUGGCAAGAUCUUGGCUAACUCAAGCAGCAUCCAUGAGCCAAAUGAUUGA